CCCCCCACGCCCCCCCUCUCGCAGUAUGCCGUCGCCCGGAGCCCGGCGACCUGGCGCCCCGGCGCCUCUGCGCGUCGACACGUCGGUUGCACCUGGCCGCCCCCCGGCACCAAGCCGGCCGGCCGGGGGCGGCAUGCACGCACGCCUGCUGGCCCUCCGUCGGAUGGCCAUGCGCGCGGUCUUCCUGCUGGUGCUGGUCCUCUGCAGCACCCCCAUGUGCGCCGGGAUCCUGGUGCUGCAGCCGUGGUUCCAGCUGGUCGGGUAUCUUGGCCUCUGGACCGCGCCCCUGGGCUGGCCGGAUGGCUCGCUCACCGAGCACCCGGCCGAGCUGGACGCCGAUGGCAAGCCGGCCGCCGGCGCGGCCCGCGCCACCGGCAUGCUUGGCCGCACGCGCGCCGUCCGCCGGUACAUGGCUCUGCUCCAGUGCCACUGGGCCACGCUGCUGACGUUGCUGCAUUACUGCCUCGGCCCCGGGGAGCUGGUGGUUACCGGGGACCUCGACCGCCUCUUCCGCGACAACUCCGUCCUCCUGGCCAACCACCAGACCACCGCCGACUGGUGGUUCCUCUGGACCCUGGCCCACCACCGGAACCACGAGCUCCAGAUUGAGGCCCGCCAGCGGGCCGCCGCCGCCGGCAUCCGACGGACAUGGCGCGAUGCCCUGUCCGGCCGGCCGGCCCCCAUGGCCGGCGCCUUUGUCAUCCUGCUGAAGGCCUCCCUGCAGCACAUCCCGGUGUUCGGCUGGGGAAUGCAAAUCUUCCGCUUCAUCUUCCUCAAGCGCAACUGGCUCGAGGACCGGCUGCCGCUGGUCCGGCAGCUGCGCUACCUGCGGCACCUGUCCCAGGUGGACGACGCCCCCAUGACGGUCAUCCUCUUCCCCGAGGGGACAAUCCCCUCCCCCGGCACGCGCAGCCGGUCGGACGCCUUCUCCGAGAAGCGGUACCUGGAGCUGGCCGAGGCGCUCGGACUGCCGGACAGCCAGCCGGACAGCCAGCCGGCCCCGGGCCACGCCCCGGUCGGGCUGCCCCCCAACGCCGCCGCCGGCUCGCCCACCGACACGCCCACCGACUCGCCCACCGACACGCCCACCGACACGCCCACCGACACGCACUCGGUCAGCUCCCUGGACUCGUGCUGCUCCUCGUCGUCGGACUCGGAGUCCGCCUCCAGCGGCGAGGAAACCGCCGACGAGCAGUCCCUCCUCUCCCACCACCACCGGCACCAUGAUCAUGCGCUGCUGGCGGUGGACCUGCUCAAAAAGCCCUCCCCCCCCCUGAAGCCGGAGCAGCCGGCCGUCACCCCCCCGACCCUUGCCGCCGCCGCCGCCGCCGCCGACACCAACACCGACACCGACACCGACACCGCCGCCGCCCUGGCCCAGCUGGCCGCCUGCUACCGGGCCACCUGCGACCGGUGCCACUUCGCCCCGGCCAGCCUCCCCUCGCGGCAGGCCUUCCUCCAGGCCCACCGCAUGGAGCAGGUCCUGUACCCGCGGGUGCGCGGCGCGGCGGCCGUCCUGCGCAGCCUGGCCGGCCCGGGCAGCGCCUGCCCCACGGUCAUCGACGUGACCCUCGGAUACCAGUGCAUGGAUGAGGAGGUGUUCCAUGGCUGGGCGCCGGCCAGCAUGCGCGACCGGCGCAUGCUGCGCUUCUUCGCCGACGAGUCGGCCGCCACCGGGGCCCGGCCGGAUGCCCGGGGCAAUCGCAACGGCCAGGCGGCCCUGCGGCGCCUGGCGGCCGGCGGGCCGGCCGUCCAGGACGAGCCCCCCAGCUUCACCAACCUCGUGGUGGACCCCCAGCCGGGCCCCAUGCGCCGGCGCAUUCACAUGGACCUGCGUGUGCACUCGGCCGCGCGGGUCCCCUUCGGCCCGGUGCCGGAUCUGACCACGGCCGCCGCCCGGGCCCGGUACUCGGAUUUGACCGAGGCCGGGGCCAUCGACGCCCCGGCCCCGCGGCUGGAAUUCUGGCUGGAGACCAUCUUCCGGCGGAAGGCCCUGCUGCUGAGCCGGCUGUCUUCCUUCGGGGCCUUCUUCCCGGCGGCCGAUGCCGUCCCCCUGAGCCCGGCCUCCCCGCGGCCGGCGGCGGCGGCGGCGCCCGCCCCGGCGGCCAAAAGUGCCUGCUACUGUCGCUACGAGGACUCGCUCCUGGCCGCCAUGGACAGUCGCCCGGCCGACGGCACGCUGGCGUGCGACCGGGCCGGCGUCUCCCGUGUGUACCCCCUGAAGCCGGUGCCCGGGUCGGUCCUGCCGCUGGUGGCCUGGAUCUUCCUGGGGUUCCUGUGCCUGGCCAGCAUGCGCUUCGGCCUGACGGCGCUGCUGAAGCUGACCUUCAUCGGCCCGGCGCACCCGGGGCUCCCGGCGGACCUGCUUCGCGCGGUGGGCUACUGGUCCGGCGCGGCCUUCGUGGCCGGGGUCAGUGCCUGCCUGUGGGCGUGA
Messenger RNA from Fonticula alba, 2434 nucleotides. RefSeq lists its product as hypothetical. Gene Ontology annotation, molecular function: acyltransferase activity. The coding region runs from base 26 to 2434 and encodes 802 amino acids. The transcript is spliced from 3 exons. The record is from RefSeq and is a predicted model, not a curated record. NCBI's taxonomy places the organism in Eukaryota, Rotosphaerida, Fonticulaceae. Gene Ontology annotation, cellular component: endomembrane system.